Molecule: messenger RNA, 945 nt
Organism: Thlaspi arvense
Lineage: Eukaryota; Viridiplantae; Streptophyta; Magnoliopsida; Brassicales; Brassicaceae
Source: the annotation of a GenBank genome assembly
AUGUGCAAAGCUCCUAGCUUAACGAUCUUGCUCUUCCUCUUGAUAGCCUCAAAUGUACACUCCGCUAGACUUCUCGAUGAGGUCGAUCAAACUCAGCCACAGCUAGUCCCCGGCACCCAAAUCCCCACCAUACCGGAAGAAGACGAUGACAAUCCACCAACCGUAACAACAACACAACCUCCAUUACCAAUUCCCCUACCAGGACCAGCCACGGGCGGACACGAACCAGUCCUACAGUUCUUUAUGCACGACGUGUUAGGCGGGUCACAUCCGUCGGCACGUGUGGUCACUGGGAUAGUAGCACAAACGGAAGUGAACGGAAUACCAUUCUCUAAAUCAAACAACAACAUCUUCCCAGUAGAUAACGCUGUACCGCUUGUGAACGCAAACAACAUCAACAAUAUAAUAAACCCAAACACGGCUCCACUCCUCACAGGACUCAGUGGCUCUCAAGCCAACACCGUCAUCCAAAACACUAACGGUAACUCCCAAGGAUCACUCAGCUCCAACAACCUCCCUUUCGUAACCGCCGGUCAACUUCCUCCUGCAGCUGCACUCCAGCAGCUCAUGUUUGGCACCAUCACCGUGGUCGAUGAUGAGCUCACCGAGGGGCAUGAGCUGGGAUCUGCGGUUAUUGGCAGAGCACAAGGGUUUUAUCUAGCUAGCUCUUUGGACGGAACUAGCCAGACACUUUCCUUGACCGUGUUGUUCCACGGAGAGCAUGAUGAUCAUGACACACUCGACGAUGCCAUCAGCUUCUUUGGCGUCCACCGAACCGCUUCUCACGCCUCGAAUAUCGCUGUUGUGGGUGGGACCGGGAAGUUCGAGCAUGCUAAAGGGUACGCUGUGGUGGAGACUCUGCACAACCAGGAGAACCAACAUGUCACUGAUGGUCGUGAUACCAUUCUCCAUUUCAGCAUUUAUCUUACAUACUACAAAGCUUGA